This is a messenger RNA of Nanorana parkeri, 4245 nucleotides long. It is a transcript of the gene FMN1, whose product is annotated as formin 1. The transcript has 17 exons. The record is from RefSeq and is a predicted model, not a curated record. Gene Ontology annotation, biological process: actin nucleation. Bases 33 to 3803 code for a protein of 1256 amino acids. NCBI's taxonomy places the organism in Eukaryota, Metazoa, Chordata, Amphibia, Anura, Dicroglossidae. Gene Ontology annotation, cellular component: cytoplasm; actin filament; nucleus. Gene Ontology annotation, molecular function: microtubule binding.
GUGGGCACCUUUUUCCUUUUUAUUUGUUGGAUAUGGAAGUAGAAGAAAAUCUUGCUGCAGAACCCCAAAGCCCAGGCUCUUUGCCUGCAAGCGAGUUGGUUUCGGCUACACCGUCCCUGCUGGGUAAAUUUUCUAUAAAGUCGUUUUUUGGAAUGACCACAAAGUUGGAUUCUAUAAAACCCAAAGAGGGCGCAGUUCUGAAAUCAUUCCGUUCUCUGGGGAAUAAUGUUGAAGUACAAGCAACCCCACCAAACGGUGAAGAAGGUGAAAGCGUCCAUGAGCACAGUCCACAGCUCAUCACAGUGCAGGAAGGUAAAGUGGAACCUGAAGAGUUAAAAGAGGAGCCUAUAAAAGAUGAACAAAUUAGCCAAGAGGAGCACUUGGGUAUGGAUUUAGAGAUUAUAAGUGUUGUGGAUUUACACCAGGAGGAGGAUGAUGUGGAUUUACACCAGGAGGAGGACGAGGUGGAUUCACAAGUCAUCAAGGGACAAGGUAAAAGUGAUGAAAACAAAAAUCAUCCACAAAUAGAUCUGGGAGGGACAGAAGCCCAGGUUUUACAAGAGCAAAAGGAUGAAAAAGAGGGAGUGUACACAAAACGUCUGAAUGCUGCAGACAUUGCUAAUGAUGCAAAGUCAUACAUGCAUUCCAUCACUGACACUGUCUCAGAUCAGACAGACUAUGACCAGGAUGAUCUACUGGUACAUGGCACUCUAGUGCACAUCUCCAGUGAUUCAGAUUCUGACACAGAAAGCUCUGAGCAGGAUAUCUGCCAGGGAACAACAAAGGCUUCUGUGUCCCAACAUUUAUCUGCUUCUAAUGUAUCACUGAACAAUGGUUCUGAGCAGAAGCCUGAAACGCAAGAUAUUGAAGAUGGUAAUGCCAUAGAAACAAAACCGCAAAAUGGACUGGACUUUGAAAAGCCGGAAUCUGCAGGCCCCAAUAUGGAUGCAAAUGCCAAUACCACAAAGAAUCUAGAAGGGAGCGGCCCUUCAACUCCAGCACCUAGCCCUACACAAGAUACCCCGGAAGAAAAGCCAUUUCAGCUCCCAUCAUUUUUUAGCAGCUUUCGUGUGCACAAAAAAGGAGCCUCUGCAGAUGACAAGGAGACUGUCACCGUGAAACAAGGAGAUAGUGAUUUGGCCUUGCUGAAACUCUCCCAGCCAGUGCAAAAAUCUAUUCUUUCAAAUGUCUCACAGGUCCGAAAACGUGAAGUGAAGAAGCCAGUAGAGACCAAAGCUAGCUCUAAAUUUAUGGAGCAACUCUCUCAGCUUCUGAAUUUUGAUAUGCCAAAGCAAGAAGAGGAGGAUGUACCUCCAGAGAAAAAUGAUGAAGAGACUCAGCAGAUAGCAGUCCAAGAGGAGAAAUCCACUGUCCAAGAGGAGAAAUCCACUGUCCAAGAGGAGAAAUCCACUGUCCAAGAGGAGAAAUCCAUUGUAAAAGAGGAAAAAUCGGAGUCGGCAUUGGAGGCUUUUAAAUCUUUUUUCACAGGUGCUCCAAAAAAGACCUUGCCAACACAGGAUUCUCCUGACCUAGAAGCUGUGAAGCGCAAGCAGAAGAGUGAGAAGGAGUCACUGAAGUCCAUCUUUGAAAAGGCCAGACCCAUAGAAAAUGACCAGACUACUGAAAGAAAGAGUCCAGACAUAAGUCCCUCAGAUUCAGAAGACCGGACUCCUGGCAGGCUUCAGGCAGUGUGGCCACCACCUAAACCCAAAGAUGGAGAGGAGAAGGUGGGGAUGAAAUAUACUGAAGCAGAAUACCAAGCUGCUAUAUUUCAGCAGAAGAGACAGCACAAGGAGGAGGUGGAGAGUCUUAAGACACAAUUUGAAGUGGAAAUCUUUAAUGUCCGUGGAGAGCAGGCUGUCCAGGUUACAAAGCUGGAAGAGACCAUACAGAGCUUGCAAGAGGAAUUAGAAAAUCGUCUGAAUAAGGGAAAAGGAGAAAGCUGCGAUGCCUGUGUUUCUACUGAAGAUGAUAACCAACCAAAAACCUUUCGCAGUGUUUACAUCCAGACUGAUAGGGACACGUUUCUGAAACCCAGCGAGGAGGAAAACAAAAUUCAAAAGAGCAGCCAAAUUGUUCCUAAGAGGCUGAAUAUACCAUCACUGAUUCAGAGCUUAGCGAGCCCCACAGAAUCUCAGGAAUCAUCUUUGGGUGUGCCUACCUCCUUAUCAAAUUCUGGAUCAGUUCCACCACCUCCUCCUUUCCCUUCAUUUUGCGGUCCUACACCACCACCACCACCUCCCUUACCAGGUUUUGUGCCACUGCCCCCACCUCUACCACCAGCUUUAGGACCUCCUCCUCCACCCCCUCUUCCAGGCUCUGGUCCUCCACCUCCUCCACCACUGCCAGGCUCUGGUCCUCCACCUCCUCCACCACCACCUCCAGGCUUUGGUCCUCCACCACCUCCUGGUUCAGGAGCUUUCUUUAGUGGGCUUCUUCUGUCAUCAAAGGAAGCAGCUCGCAAGCCCCAUCUGAAGCCUAAUUGCCCUAUGAAGCCACUGUACUGGACAAGGAUUCAGAUAAAAAGUAACAGUGGUAUCAAACUUUCCUUGUGGGAUACACUGAAGGAGCCAGAUAUAGCAGACACCAAAGAAUUUGAGGAGUUUUUUUCUAAAGCCAGUAUUCAGCAGAAGAAAAAGCCUCUUUCAGAAUCUUAUGAAAAGAAAACAAAAGCAAAAAAGAUUAUAAAGCUGAUGGACGCAAAGAGAUCACAGGCUGUAGGCAUUCUAAUAUCAAGUUUACAUUUAGAUAUGAAGGAUAUACAGCAAGCAAUUCUAAAUGUGGAUGAUUCUGUCGUGGAUCUAGAGACCUUGGAAGCCUUGUAUGAAAAUAGGGCACAAAAAGAGGAGUUGGAAACCAUCAGAAAGCACUAUGAAACUUCCACGGCAGAAGAAAUAAAGAUGCUGGACAAACCUGAACAGUUCCUUUAUGAGCUUUCGCAGAUCCCAAAUUUUAUGGAGAGGUCUAAGUGCAUAAUUUUCCAGUCUGUUUUUGCUGAGGGGAUUGGCUCAGUGGGGAGAAAAAUAAACACAGUCAUCGGGGCAUGCAACGGACUCAUGAAAAUGGACAGUGUGAAGGACAUUAUGGGUCUUGUUCUUGCAUUUGGAAACUAUAUGAAUGGAGGCAACCGAACACGUGGGCAAGCAGAUGGGUUUGGACUGGAAAUCCUUCCUAAGCUUAAAGAUGUUAAGAGCAGGGAUAAUGGUGUUAGCCUUGUCGAUUACGUUGUUCGAUAUUAUCUUCAACAUUUUGACAAAAAUGUAGACACAGAGAAGAGUAUAUUUCCAUUGCUGGAACCUCAGGAUUGCUUCCAAGCAGCACAAGUGAAAUUUGAGGACCUGGACAAGGAUUUACGAAAGUUAAAAAAAGAUCUUCAAGUGUGUGAGGAAAAUGCAAAAGCUGUGAUGAAAGAUUCUCCAGAAGACCAUCUCCAGCCUUUCAAAGACCGAAUUACUGAGUUUAUCCAAAAAGCCAAAGAAGAACAUAAAAUAGAAGACAAUAAGCUAAGCAAAGCAAAAAGCAGCUUUGAAGAAACUGUAGGAUACUUUGGAGCGAAGCCAAAAUCUGGUGAGAAGGAUAUCAGCCCCAAUUCCUUCUUCGUGGUGUGGUAUGAAUUCUGCAGCGACUUCAAGGGCACGUGGAAACGAGAAAGCAAAGCCCUCUCCAUAGAAAGGCUCCGUGGGGCUCAGGAGUCUUUAAACAAACUGACAGCAGAGAACAAAAUAGAAACAAAGAAGAUUAACCCUGCAACAAGUCUGAAAGAGAGACUACGACAGAAAGAGGCAAGUGUCAGUGGCAAUUAAUCGCACCCAGCAUAGCCAAAGAAAUUAGUGUGUGUGGAGUGUGGCUUCUACAGUCAAAAGCAUUGCUGCCAGAUAUACAGAGAAAAAUCACAAACUGCUUGACAAUGCUGGGAAUCGGCAAAUUACUUAUGUAGCUGAAAUCUCAUAUGAAGAGUUUCAUGUAAAUAUACAGCUAUAUGGCCUAUUUAUUAGAGGGCUGAAUUAUUAUUCUGUAUAUAUGUUUAAUGAAAGACAAAGCUUUAAGCCUGCAGAUAGGUUUCCCACUUAAUGUGGUGCUAAACAAACUGUAACAAAAGCUCCAGACUUUUAAUAAACCUAUCUGCAGCAAUUAUUUUAUUUCUGUUACUUUUAUAAAAUGCACUUGUAUAUUGUUGUAUAGUAUAUUUGAGAUAAAUAUAAAUCUAUUUAUGUACCUAUACAGGAUAAAAAAAGAUCUAUUAUA